AUGCAGUCAAGAAAACCACUGGUCGCGCCGUUGACUGUCGACACCAAAGUCCGAUUAAAGUCGAAAUAUGACAUGCCGAUUCUCGGAUUCGGUGUCUAUCAAACCCCCAUGGCUAUAGCAGAGCAGGUCACAGAUCACGCUAUCAAAUCCGGCUAUCGCCAUGUCGAUUCAGCUGUGGCCUACAAGAACGAGGAACCAACAGCCAAGGGGAUGCUGAAAAGUGGCAUUCCCCGAGAACAGCUCUUUUUCACAUCAAAGGUCGCCCCGGGACGAGGGUACGAUGACGCGAAGAAGGGCAUCGACGAGACUUUACGCAAGACCGGCCUAGAUUACAUCGAUCUCUAUCUCCUCCAUGCACCCUAUGGAGGCAGAGAAACGCGCAUCGGAGGCUGGAGAGCGCUGGUCGAGGCCGUGAACGAGGGCAAAGUGCGUAGUAUCGGCGUGAGUAAUUAUGGCGUUCAUCACCUCGAGGAACUCGAACGAUGGCAGAAGGAGCAGCCCGCCGACCAAGCUGGUAUCCUCAGCGUCAACCAGAUCGAACUCCACCCAUGGCUCGCUCGCCCGGACAUCGUCUCAUGGUGCCGACAACGCGACAUCGUCCUCGAGGCGUACUCGCCACUGAUCCGGGCGACGCGCAUGGAGGAGGAAGUGCUGAUCAAACUCGCGGGCAAGCACGGGAAGACGCCGGGACAGAUCCUGCUCCGAUGGGGCAUACAGCAGGGCUUUGUGAUUCUGCCGAAGAGCGUCACGUUGAGCCGCAUCGAGGAGAAUGCGGCGAUUUUCGAUUUCGAGCUCGACGAGCAGGAUUUGGAGGUGUUGGAGACGGGACAGUAUAAACCUUGUACUUGGGACCCAACGAUUGAGCCAUUGGAGGCGUGA
Molecule: messenger RNA, 879 nt
Organism: Dissoconium aciculare CBS 342.82
Lineage: Eukaryota; Fungi; Ascomycota; Dothideomycetes; Mycosphaerellales; Dissoconiaceae
Product: Aldo/keto reductase
Exons: 3
Coding region: 1-879 (292 amino acids)
Molecular function (GO): oxidoreductase activity
Source: RefSeq, a predicted model, not a curated record